Messenger RNA from Mya arenaria, 1146 nucleotides. RefSeq names its product carbonyl reductase [NADPH] 2-like. Lineage: Eukaryota; Metazoa; Mollusca; Bivalvia; Myida; Myidae. Bases 69 to 827 code for a protein of 252 amino acids. The record is from RefSeq and is a predicted model, not a curated record. Gene Ontology annotation, molecular function: carbonyl reductase (NADPH) activity; L-xylulose reductase (NADPH) activity. The transcript has a single exon. Gene Ontology annotation, biological process: glucose metabolic process; xylulose metabolic process.
UAUAACGACGGCAGGCAGAAUUAACUAAGUUGAUAAUCUACAGUGGCAAGAACAUUUGACGUAUAAUAAUGUCACUAAACUUGAAAGGCAAGAAGUUUUUAGUGACUGGAGCAGGACGGGGUAUCGGGCGAGAGCUUGUUAAAGCUUUAUACAAAGAGGAAUGCAUUGUUUACGCCCUCAACAGGUCAAAGGAGCCGUUAGAUACUCUCGUGCAUGAACUUCCUGCCGUAGUUCCCUUACACGUGGAUCUUGAAGACUGGGAGGCAACCAGGGCUUGUCUUGAGGGUAUUGAGGUACUGGAUGGAGUCGUAAACAACGCGGGUCUAACUGGCCUACCCCAAACGUCUGUGCUGGAAUGCAGUAAGGAGUUUAUGGAUAAGGUUAUAGACUGUCAAGUGUUCGGGGCGAUAAACACUAUGCAGGUCGUUGCAAAGAAGAUGAUAGAGGCAGGUCGGCCAGGGUCGUUCGUGAACGUAUCUAGCGUCCUUUCCCAUGUGGCUGCACCUGGACAGCUGCCAUAUUGCUUUACAAAGGCGGCGCUCGAUAUGAUUACGAAGCAGUUUGCGUUAGAGCUCGGACCGCACAACAUUCGAGUAAAUUCUAUCAAUCCAACAUUGGUCCUCACAGACAAUAUCAAGAAGUUUAUAGAAGAAGUGUCUCCUGUGGACAAAAUUUUCACGUCGCGGACUCCGUGCGGUCGUCUACCGGAGGUAACGGAAGUGGUUGUUCCUAUCAUGUACCUGUUGAGCGACAUGUCAUCCAUGGUUUCGGGAACCCAUCAGGUCGUGGACGGUGGGAUGCUCUCCUGUUUCAUAACGCAACUCUGAUGACACGUUUUAUAACUCGUUUGUAUACGAAUUUAAUAAAAUGUUGACUAUGUAUUUAAGUUAUAUAUAUCAACAAAUUAAUCAUGUUCAAAGCGUGCUUGUGUUUCUUGCGUUUAUUCAGCACAAACACACGAAAAGAUUACGGCUAAUGUUGUAUAUUUACAUUUAAAGUAACUGUUCCAUAGGGAUUGUGGAAUCAUAAACGAUAAUUGGAAAUAAUGUUUCAAGCCAUUUCAAUAUUUGUUUGUUGAUGUUAUCGCCAUUAAAGUUGAUGAAAACGUUAAAACUUAAGUGAAUAAUAUGAUUCGGCACAUAGAAA